CGAAAUCCACCCCCCGCGUCUGCUGCCGCCUUCGCCUACUUUAAUUUUGACUGCGUAACGCCCUGCAUCGUCCCGUCACCGAGAAAUUGCAUAUCCGUUCUCCGUGGUUUCGUCAAACGCCUUUGAUCGACUGUUCCGCCUUGCAGCUCUGCAUUUGUUUGUUCCGUGAUCCUCUCUCGUCCCAUCUCGUGACUCUCCCCCUCCCCCCCCGUCAACAAUGGCCGACAACGUCUCCGCUGCGACCGCUACCACUCUCCCUCCUCCUCCCCAAUCUUCCACUGUUGCCUCCAACCAGCAGUACGAUGCGUCUCAGGGCAACGGCCAAGCCAAUCCUUCCCACAUGCCACCACCUCCCCGCCCGCCCGUGGUGAUCCCUCAAAACACCAAUCCGAUCCCGACCGCUAUCACAUCGCCGAUGUCUGGCAAUAUGAUGUCUCCGACCAGCGCUGGUGGCUUUGUGCGUCGGGCAGCCCCUGAGCCAAACAAGAGGGCCCUUUAUGUCGGUGGCCUUGAUCCUCGAGUGACUGAGGAUAUCUUGAAACAAAUCUUUGAGACUACCGGUCAUGUUGUUAGCGUCAAGAUCAUCCCCGACAAGAACUCACAGAAGUUCAACAGCAAGGGCUACAACUACGGCUUUGUCGAGUUUGAUGACCCCGGUGCUGCUGAGAGAGCUAUGCAGACACUCAACGGGCGCCGUAUCCAUCAGUCGGAGAUUCGUGUCAACUGGGCCUACCAAUCCAACAAUACGAACAAGGAGGACACGUCGGGCCAUUUCCACAUCUUCGUUGGUGAUCUGAGCAAUGAAGUCAACGACGAGGUGCUGAUGCAGGCCUUCUCUGCCUUCGGCUCCGUAUCGGAGGCUCGCGUCAUGUGGGAUAUGAAGACUGGUCGCUCCCGAGGCUAUGGUUUCGUUGCAUUCCGUGACCGCUCCGAUGCCGAGAAGGCUUUGAACUCCAUGGAUGGAGAAUGGCUGGGCUCUCGUGCGAUCCGUUGCAACUGGGCCAACCAGAAGGGCCAACCUUCGAUCUCUCAGCAGCAGGCCAUGGCCGCAAUGGGCAUGACGCCUGCUACGCAAUAUGGCCACCACAACUUUCCUACCCACGGCAUUCAGAGCUACGACAUGGUCGUCUCACAGACCGCGCAGUGGCAGACCACGUGCUACGUGGGCAACUUGACCCCUUACACCACGCAGAAUGACCUGGUGCCACUCUUCCAGAACUUCGGCUACGUGCUCGAGACUCGUCUGCAGGCGGACCGUGGAUUUGCUUUCAUCAAGAUGGACUCGCAUGAAAAUGCUGCCAUGGCUAUCUGUCAACUCAAUGGUUACAACGUCAACGGACGCCCUCUGAAGUGCAGCUGGGGCAAGGAUCGUCCUCCUACUGGCCAGUUCGACAACUUCUCUGGCCAGCAGGCCAGCUCACCCUUCAACUCUAGUCCCACUCCGUACUUUCCUCAGUACGGCGGUCCUGGGGGACCCAUGACCCCUCAAGGUAGCUCGUUUGCGCCCUAGUGUGGGGUUUCCCGCUAACUCUCUGGCUCCAGGCCCCAACCCAGCCGGUAGAGGAUGGGACCAAUCCGGAAUGGGUGGUCAAGGCUAUGGCCAAGUUCCUGGUAACGCAGGAUACGGCCGCGGCCAAGGUGCCCCAGCCUCUGGGUGGAACCAGCCAAACAACGCCAAUUUUGGCAAUGGCUUCGGUGGCUAUCAAGCGUAGCCUCUUCUCGAUAUAUGCUGUCGCCUGCCCCACACGCACUGGUAGUCGGCGGUCUGUACCGGCAAAAGCGUUAAGCAUCAACCCUUUCCUCUCCUUCCUCCUUUCUUCUAAUACUUUACAUUUCACCUGUUUCUGUCUUUCCAUCAUUCAACACUGCUUUUCUUUUUCUCUCUUCUCUUCUCUUGUCUUCUUUCUUUUCU
Molecule: messenger RNA, 1912 nt
Organism: Aspergillus japonicus CBS 114.51
Lineage: Eukaryota; Fungi; Ascomycota; Eurotiomycetes; Eurotiales; Aspergillaceae
Product: nuclear and cytoplasmic polyadenylated RNA-binding protein pub1
Exons: 4
Coding region: 218-1510 (430 amino acids)
Molecular function (GO): RNA binding
Source: RefSeq, a predicted model, not a curated record